This is a messenger RNA of Leptopilina heterotoma, 2333 nucleotides long. RefSeq names its product LHFPL tetraspan subfamily member 6 protein-like. Lineage: Eukaryota; Metazoa; Arthropoda; Insecta; Hymenoptera; Figitidae. Gene Ontology annotation, cellular component: membrane. The coding region runs from base 947 to 1564 and encodes 205 amino acids. The transcript has 5 exons. The record is from RefSeq and is a predicted model, not a curated record.
GUAAGAGAGAAGGAGAGUGCUAGAGAGAGAGAGAGAGAUUAGCGGAGGAGAGCGCAUGCGGCACACUUGUACAUCAUUGCACGUGCGCACACAUCUCAACACAUCUGACACGUGCGCUUGCACACGUUUACACGCUCUCGAGCACGUACAAUUCACAUUCUCAUAGUGAAGAUGUGGUUGCUCGUCGCUAUCAGUGUUUGCUGCCGAGUUGACGGUGUGAACCCGAGACGGAAAAGGGAUUAGUCGCAAUCUGAACGCGGCGUUGAGCGCUUCUUCUCACGCUCGCUCAAAUCAUUUUCGGGAGAAAAAAGAAAUUUUUAUUUCAAUACUCGAUAGAAAAAUUUUAUUUUUCCCUCACUCUCUCUCUCUCUCUCUCUCUCCAAAGUAUUUUCUCCUCUUUUUCCCUUCCACUCUCCUUAUUUUCUUCACUCUUCAAAAAAAAAAAAAAAAUGCUAAAAAUAAAAUACGCGCCAAAGUAUUUUUAAUUUUUUUUCCUCUUUUAUUUUCUUCUAAUGGGAGGAAAGUCGGCGCCAAGAAGAUCGUUUCGAAAACUUAUGAUUGUGAAUUACUUGAGAAGCAAGAGUGAUCUAUAAUUAUAUGGUCUGUGUUUAUAAUUAAACCCAGACGAAUGUUUCUUGAAUUUUUUUUACUCGCUCUCUACGGAGAAAUGGAUUAUUUUUGUUCUUAGUAGUUGGUGAAUUUUUUCCCCCUCUUUUCCUUUUUUUGGUUUUGAUUAUAAAACGUCUUAUUCGAAAGUUCAUACAAAGCUCAAUUGAUGGGAUAAUUAACAUUGAGUGAGGAUGAUCGAGUGAUUAUUCACGGGUGGGAAGUGUUGAAGGAACUGGAGAGGGAACGUUUCCGUUUCUAUUCACUUUUUGACCAAUAAAAAAGUGAUAGCGGUCAAAAGGAAAAUGAUAAUAGUGUGAAAAAUAAAUUCUCUAGUGAAAUGACAGUGUUGUGCAUUUUUUGGGCGACAUUGUCGACAGUCGCUUCUAUUCUUGCAUGCUCUGGAUUUUAUUUGCCUUAUUGGAUUCAGGGACGACUUCUGGGGAAAGCAGACGCUUAUUUCAAUUCAUUUCGGCGCUGUAAUUAUCCUCGAAUCAGAGCACCCAACGCUAUUCCAGAAAUAGUAUAUGAAUGUGCAAGGUACUCCAGUUUUUGGGAUAUUCCAAGUCCAUGGUGGCAAGCGAGCACAGUGACUAUUGGUCUGGGAGUUGCUAUUGCUGUGAUUGGAGCGCUUACGCUUUUGGCAGCGGCGUCCUCUUUUCUUCCACAUGUUCUUAAGACUCCGAAGCAUACUCGGGCUCUUGGAUCUCUUCAGCUUUUAUCUGCAGUGAUGAUAUGCGGGGGACUCGUGAUGUACCCAAUUGGAUGGGAUAACCGAGAAGUCAGAGAAUCCUGCGGCAGAUCCGCAAAUGUCUACAAUCUCGGAAAGUGCUCGGUAUCUUGGUCGAGUCAUCUCAUGGUUGGUUCUGUGGCUUUACUUAUGCUGUGCUUUGGUCUGAGUUUUUGUGCUGCUCGACAUAAGCCUUCUCAUCCACACACGGAUCCCCUGCGCAUUUGACAAUCAAGGUAUUCGCAAUCGAUUCACGCGUACUCAUCACCAAAGACAACAACCACCCUUUCAUUCGUCACGGUCUGUUGAUCCUGAAAUCUACGAGGGACACUUUUUUCGACUUUUCAAAAAAAAAAAAAAAUAUCCUCCAACACGCUCUACUUUUUAAAGCGGAUUAAAAAAAAAGUAUUCCAAACUCGCAUUUUUUUGCGGCUAAAAAAUUCAAACUCGCAUUUUUUUUGCGGGUGAAAAAUUCGAGAUAGUAUAUAAUAGAAUUCAACUGCGUAAAAUGAGAAUAGAGAAAAGUUCGUGACAAUUCUUUUUCGCACAAUCGUUGUGCGCGCGCGAGUAUUUUGUCCAGGGAAGCGUUGUUACACGCGGUUUAGAUUGCAAAUUAGCAUGCGACCAAAAUGCGAUUCAAUUUAAUCGCAGACUGCUAAAUCAAUAAGUCAGUAUCGAUUUGUCAAUGAAAAUUAUUUAUGAAUUACAACCGCAUUGUAAUCGAAAAAAAGAAAUUAUUUCCAGAGAUAAAAAAAAAUGAAACUACGAUGGUUAUCUUUGAAUGUUGUAUAGAUUUUUUAAAAAAAAAUAGAAGGAAAUUUUUUCAAAAAAGUAUUUCAAAUAUGUCCAUACAAAAAGGAAAAACUGAAAUUCACAGUCUUCGAGAUAAAAGCGGUAAAAGUAAAAUAGCAAUUGUAUGAAAGAAAUUUGUUGAAAUUGAAAAAAAAUAUUUGUUUAAAAAAUAUUGGAAAAGAAACUUGUUUACAAAAUAUUGAAA